Messenger RNA from Clonostachys byssicola, 6144 nucleotides. The record is from the annotation of a GenBank genome assembly. NCBI's taxonomy places the organism in Eukaryota, Fungi, Ascomycota, Sordariomycetes, Hypocreales, Bionectriaceae.
AUGGCUGAAGCUUCCACCAGUGCGGCGGCACCGACCGUCAAGUCGACCCAUCAUACCGUCGCCGUGGGCCUGCACGAAGCUGUCCUCGACUCCCCGACCUUUCGCGCCACGGCCGCCCACUUCGCCGAGCAGAUUGACGCAGUAGAGAAAUGGCUAAACGGAUAUGUGUCAUCGACAUCCAAGCUGUUGCACGAUAUUCUCGCCCUCGAGGAGACGAUCAACACAUACCUCGCCAAGACGACCCCGUCGACUGAUGGCGUCAUCGAUAAUGACUACACCUUCCUUGCCCUGAAGCGAGUCGGCGAUGGCUCCCGCGAGUGCUGGAUGCAGCUUCUGAGCAGCAUGAGGAGGAUGGAGACCUCCGUUGUCGAGCCCGUCCGGGGGUUUCUAAUGGGGGACAUGCGCAACUUCAAGGAGAUACGGAAGGUCCUGGAGCAGGCACAGAGGGCGUUCGAUUCCACCUUGGCCCGAUACGUCUCCCAAUCCAAGACGAAGGAGCCCUCUGCCCUACGAGAGGACGCAUUCUCCGUAUACGAAACAAGGAAGGCCUAUCUUCAGGCAUCGAUGGACUACUGCCAGCUCGCUCCCCAGGUGCGGUUUACUAUGGACAAGCUGCUGGUCAAGGUAUCGAAUGAAGCUUGGAAGGAGAUGAAGAAGGGCCGUGACGCUGCGACCAGUGCGACUCGGUUCGAACAGGAGAUGGAGCGAGUACGGGGCUGGGCAAAGGAGAUGGAAACGUCCGAGGGCAUCUUCAGACGUGAGCUUCAGAUCGCGCGGCGGGACCUAGGCGAGAACGCAAUGACGGGCUGCAAGCCGUCGCGUGAGUUGGAGGACUACAGCACUUCAACCGUCCCCUUCCUCGGCUCUCGCGGCCCUGUCAGUCUCCAGCCCAAGGAUAGCCAGGCAAUCAUCUCUGAGAAGCAGGGUUGGCUGUUCCUGAGGACUCUGUCCGGAAAACCCGCGAGACACAACUGGGUCAGGCGGUGGUACUAUUGCCGAGACAAGGUUUUUGGAUGGCUUAUUCCAGGACCUCUGGGUGUCGUGCAGGGUGACGAGAUUGGUGUUUUGCUGUGUAAUGCACGGCCAGCUGUUAGCGAGGACAGGCGUUUCUGCUUCGAGGUCAAGACGAAGAGCCAGAGCUUGCUGCUGCAAGCCGAGACGCAAAAUGAGCUGACUGAAUGGCUCGAGGUCUUCGAAUUUAUGAAGAAGAAGGCCUUCGAGUCCAGCAUGGACCGAGAUCUCAACGCUUCUGGCAAUCUCGAUCCAGCCUUCUCAGUUACUCCCCCGGGCAUUCCUGAGUUUUCUGCCAGGACUUUGGACGCGCAUCUUAAACUGGGAGAAGAGCCAAUUCCUCCCCCCGAGAGAGCUGGUACCCUCCCUGUCCCCAGCCCAGAUCUAACGUUAAGCAACAGGCCGAGCUUCGAUGUUAACGGCACCUUGACUCGCCGAUCAAUCACUGCCUUGAAACAAGAUUUGGCACGAGAAGAAGGCGAGAGUGGACGAGAGCACGCGGCAAGGAUCAUCCAGAGGCUUGAUCUUCACCGCAAAGCUACGUUCGGUGCCGGCGCUGAAGCAGCCCUUGCAAGCUCUAGCGGCUCUGCUGGAGGGCUGGCAAGCUUGAUGUCGGCUAGUCAUGCCAUGAUGCCCUCGCACGUUGGUUCUAGCUCGCCAAAGCAAUCAGCCGUGAGGUUGACGUCUGUAGACACUCAAGGAGGAACACUCGCCCCCCUGACCCUGGCAAAACCUCCUGCGGUAACGAACCUGAGUCGGACUGCCGUCUUGACAGCAGCAACGCGAGCUGCUAGCAGCAGCCAAAAGAAAGUCCUGCCUUCAGUUCUAGCCAACUACUGGGGUACGAAUGUCUACAACGAAAUACAGGUUUCAGAAGAGCCCGUCCUUCCCAGGAUGGACGAUGAUGAUCCUGUCGGCGUUGUUGUCUCUGCGGCACAAUCUGACUCUCUCGAUAAGGCCGUUCAGGACAAGCAGGCAAAGGAUCCACUGCCACUCCAUUAUCCUCCAGAACUACGGUUUCAGAAUGCACAAUUUAGAUUGCUGUUUCCCAAUGUUCCGACAGGCGAGAAUCUUGUGCUGGUUUUCCGCGCAGCUUGGUCCAGUUCAUCGGGUACAGAGUCAAAAUCCCCGGGAUUGGCAGGAGAUGGACGCAUCUACGUUACACCAGACAACAUGUACUUCUAUGGCCAGCAGAUGGGUCUUGUUUCGGCCUAUCGCCUAAGUUUGGACACGAUCUCGGAAGUCACAGCCGCCCCAGGCAGAGAAUGCGAUUACAUCUAUCUGCAUUUCGGCCAGAACGAGAGCAAUGAGACUGGCUUCACGCGGCUUACAAUCAAGAUCUUCCUCGACGAGCUUCGCGUCUUGCAUGCACGACUGAACUUACUCGUCGAUGAUCUUCAAGCAGAAGAGCCGAUGGAGACAGAGGCACUCAUUUCUGCGUUGAUACAGAUUGAGAAGGAGGAGUUUGAGAGGCCAAGUCCCGGUGCCGAGAGUUGGGAAGAAGUACCUGGCGACACACCCAUAGACAAUGGCACUCUUGGGGGACGGCCAGUGCGCGAGCGAUCAUUCCGAGACGCAACCCCCAGGGUACUAUCAGGUUCUAGGUUCGCUUCGUCGAAGCUGCAAAUGCCGCUUCAUCCAGUAGUGUACGAGCCCGAGGACAUGAAGGAACUAGCAGCAGAGAGACACUUUGAAAUCAGUGCCAAGUCUUGCUUCCAUGUACUCUUUGGAGACAAGAGCUUCGUUUUCCCGAAGCUCUAUUUCGAACACCGGGCCCAGCAGAUCGCGCAAGGACCUUGGGUUCAAAUAGAUCAAGGCCGGAUGCGCCGCGAGUUCCAAUUCAAGGUCAACUCGGCCGACAUGUUGGGGCGAUCUCACACAGCCGAAAUAACGGACUAUCAGGUGAUUGAUUUGCAUAGCGAUCAUGUCACGUAUGUUGUCACACAUACCAGAACUGCUUGGCACUUGCCUUAUUCGCAGCACUUCAAGCUCGUCACCAAGAUCGUUAUUACACACCUGGCCAAAACAAGGUGCAAGCUUGCCAUUUAUGUUAGAAUCGAUUGGUCCAAGUCGCCAGCUUUGUCGAGGAACCUUGUCGAACGCCAAGCAAUGAGGGACAUUCGAAACGAUGCUGACGAGCUCGCUGAGCUAGCUACAGAUCAAGUCCGCAAGCUAGGCGCGAGAACGCGGACAACAAGGGCAAUCCAAGUGUACGGCCAAGUUGGGCAGCAAACUCAGGUCGUCGUCUUUUCUCCCGCCGCUAGAGACAGCAGCCGGAAACAGGCCACCAAGCCACGCACCCUCACGGCCCUGGUGUGGGAAACCGCGAGAUCGUUCGGGGAGAGUGCUGUCUCGUCGCUCAUCAUGUGGUCAAUCGCCGUCUUGAAGAAGGUGUUUAGCAUUUUCACAGCCAACCGGCUGAUUCUUGCGGUUCUGGGACUGAGCAUCUUGACCAACCUAUUGAUCACCUCGACCGAGACUGCUGCUUGGUGGAAGGAAAGACGAGCAGCGGGUUUCAUGAGACACUUGGGUGUUGGUCCAAAUAUCCUCAUGAGUAAAGCCAUUUACAUGGCCGAUCUCGCUGAGGCAACUGGAGCGAAUGGCAAUGAGGAGCUGUUCCCACAUAACAGUACCUGCUUCAGUGGAUUCCAGGACGUCUUGAGCGCAACUGACAUGGAUUCGCCCUGGGAAGAUGCCGGCGUGUCGUUCACUACACCAACGACCCGAUCAACAGCACUGCGACUUCGAAGAACACGCCAACGGCUUGGCUCCUAUAGGCAUGACUUAAUCGUGGCUAUGAGGGUAGUCAACAGCAUUGAGCGAGAGAUCCUUCAAUCGGAGUGGGAGAACUGGCUGAUGAAUGAAAGCGCCCAGUGUGACGACCUCAGAGCAAUCCUCGACGGAGAUGAUGAGAAUACCAAGAAGAAGGACAGCGGUAGAAAAGCAAAGUCUUCGCAAAAGGUUGUCGAAUCGAUGUCACCAGAGAAAAAGGAAGUUCUGAGGGAGUGGAAGGACAAGUACUGUGGCAGCUGCCAGCGAGAUCUUGAGACCGUGGUGGCGAAGAGGAGAGGCUCGGAUUUGUAUAAUGGAGGAUAUCCUUGUUUCCAUUUUCCGGAUUGUACAGAACUCUACAUAAACCUCACGAUGGGCAACCAUCACGAACCAUUGAGCUACCUGGGCCCCGUUGAUUGGUCGGAUGUCUCACCAGAUGACCUGAAACCAUUCUUAGACGACGUAUUCUCUGCCGCUCAGACAGUCGUCGAGUCCGUACCGUCGCCCUCGAAUCUCAACGAGAUCUCCAGGGCGGCUGAGACUCCCGCGUUGCCCCGCUCCCAGUCCGAGUCUAGCCAGACGGGCGCUGCCCCGGCGACUUCUCCCAGCGCUCGUCGCCUGAGCCUCGCCGCAGUCGAGCAGUCUAGGAAGCUGCGGGAGGAAUGGAAGGAGGUCAAGGUCAACUCGCGGGAGAACCCGCUCGACAUCAAGGUGUACAAGCUGGCGGCCAAGGACGGCAAGGGGACGUGGUUCGCGAGGCGCAGCGUCCACGACGGCCUGUCGUACGAUCAAUGGGAGAAGGGGCUGGCCGAGGAGCUCAUUGAGACGCUGAAGAUCCAGGGACAGCCGGGAGGCGGGAGUAUCCGAGGGAUUGGGGCCGAUAGGUUGGUAGAGCAGGUUGACGCUCCUGGAUCUGGUCAGGCAAAGGUCUUUCACCUUUCUGCGCAAUUUCCGGGCCCGACGUCUCCGAGAGACUUUGUGACGUUGCUGUUGAGCUCGGGCGCGCCGAAAUUCGUUCCUGGGGAUGCCCGGGUCGUCAGGCAGUUCAUGAUUGUCUCCAAGCCUUGUAUUCACCCGGAAUGUGAACCUCAGCAGGGUACGAUUCGUGGACAGUAUGAAUCCAUCGAGCUGAUCCGGGAAGUAUUACCAGAGAAGCCGGCCUCUGAGCGAUCGUCGUCGUCAACAGACGUCUCGGGUAAAACCAAGAGCAGCGACAAUCUGAGUACCACAACUCUGGAUUCGCCCCCGAGUACCAGCAAGGCCCAGGAGCUUCCUACUACUAUUGAGUGGCUGAUGAUAACCCGGAGUGAUCCGGGUGGCUCGGUCCCGCGCUUCAUGAUCGAGAAAGGCACGCCUCCAGGAAUCGUGAAUGAUGCUGGAAAAUUUAUCAAGUGGGUAACUUCCAGAUCAACUCCCCAAGAUGUCCGAGAGUCGACCGAGGGCGGGGACGUGAGGUCGGGAGAGGAUGGUGUCCAGGACAAGCCACGCACAGAAUCGAGAGACCCGCCGCCGUACGUUGAGGCGCUUCCCUCUGGCAGCAACGAGACAUCUGUGCCGAACUACAAUGAAGAAGAUGUGGCUUCCUCAAAUGGCGGCCUCUGGGGAAUGGUCACCGGUGCGUUCUGGGGUGCCAGUUCUGUCGUUUCUGCUGGCCUGCGUAUGCCUUUUGGCACAUCCAGCCUUGGACAGGAUGAAGACGAGGAGAUUCAGCCAGGCACCCCAUCUUUGGAAAUAGGAGAUGAAGAAGACUCGGGUAGUGAUACUUCUUCGAUCCGGACCUUUACCUCUGCCCUGGACAGGUCCAUGACGCAGGAGGAGGAGGAAGCCUCGGCCGACGUUCAGCAAUCCAACUCCGACGACAAAUCCAGCGGAAAGUCUUCGCAACUCAAGGAGCUUAAGAAGCUCGAGGAACGCCGCCGCAAACUGGAUGAGAAGGCCGCGAGGAUGGCCGAGCGCUGGGAGAGCAAACGACAGGAGGACAAGGAGAAGGAUGCGGCGGCGCUGACCAGGGCGCAGGAGAAGCACGCCAAAGAGGUAGCGAAGCACGAGGCGAAAUACAACCGAGAGCUGCGCAGGAUCAAGGAGAAGAAGGAGCAGGAGGAGCGCAAGGCUGAGCAGCGGAGGAAGAAGGCCGCCGAGCGCGAGGCCAAGGCGAACGCCGCCAUGGAGCUUGAGAAGGUGAAGGCAGAGAGGGACUAUGCGCUCAAGCAAGUAGAAUUGCUCAAGGCCCAAGUCGGAGAACUUCAGUCCCAAAAUACCAUGCUUACAGCGAAAUUGGGAAAGUUGAAUGGUUUGGAUACCAGCGAUUCGGCCUCGGUGUCAUCAAAGAAUACGCAAGGUGGCAAGUCGCCGAAACUGUAA